This is a messenger RNA of Manihot esculenta (cassava), 690 nucleotides long. RefSeq lists its product as uncharacterized. The transcript has 3 exons. The record is from RefSeq and is a predicted model, not a curated record. Bases 154 to 315 code for a protein of 53 amino acids. NCBI's taxonomy places the organism in Eukaryota, Viridiplantae, Streptophyta, Magnoliopsida, Malpighiales, Euphorbiaceae.
CUUUAUGUGUAAUGGGCAAACCAGGUAGAAGCGCAUGAAAUAUUGAAAAACCAGAAGCGAGAAAAACCCCACUCAUCAGGAUUUUGCGAUCUAAUCUAAUAAGGGUUUCUCUUCUCAUCUGAGGCAUUGUGAUCAGAUCUUUCAGUCAAUUAAAUGGCGCCACCUCCAGGUCCAUACUCCGGCACCAGCACUCUCGCUCUGGUGGCUCGAGCGUCAGCAUUCAGUUUAGGUCUGGUGUAUGGAAGUUUGAAGCUGAAGAUUCUAAAGAUGAAGACUAAGUCGCAUAAGAAUUCUGAAGCUAAGGCACAUCAUUGAGUUGCUGACCUGCUGGUUUGGGUUGAAAUAAAAAGUUUGGGAAUUUUGAAUGGUUCCUAUCAUUUUAAAUUUUAAUCUUGGCAAAGGUGAUGCUUAAUUUAGAGGUUUAAAGUUUUCUUUUUACAUCUCAGAAUCAUCAGAACGGCAGAUUUGUGGAUUUGCUUAGAAUCUUCUUUUGUGAAUGCCUAAACGUUCAUGAAGAAACACUCGAUGGCAUUGUUUGAAUUUUUUUUCAUGCCUUUUGUGAUGAUAAACGGAUCUGGUUUCCAACUAGCUUCAGGAAGCAGUUGCCAGAUAAAUAGUAGUUGAUUGGGCAAUAGACUGGAGUUGGCCACUGUUGAAAUUUUAAAUUUGAGUUAUUUAAUGUUCAUUGUC